Molecule: messenger RNA, 1560 nt
Organism: Fusarium musae
Lineage: Eukaryota; Fungi; Ascomycota; Sordariomycetes; Hypocreales; Nectriaceae
Exons: 5
Coding region: 1-1560 (519 amino acids)
Source: RefSeq, a predicted model, not a curated record
AUGUCAUGGAUCACAAGAAGAUCCGAGCUACAGGAGCACGACUGGGAUCUGCUCGACUUCUCGCCACAGCCCAACGAAGCAUUCCAAAUCUCGAAGCCGACUGAAGCUACCCAACCCGAAGAUCCCUGUUCUUUCGUUUCCAGCAACGGCCCGAAUCCGCAAACCAAGCGACAGUUUCUUGCGUGUGACGAUGACAUCGGUCAAUGGUUGGAUACCAUUUGCAAAUGGAGCCAGGAUACGAAAGGUUCGAGCAUAAACUUGGUCAUUGCCUCGAAAACCGACUCCCUUGAUGAGCUCCCGUUUAGUAAGACAGGAUUUGAAAACAUCAUCAAUAAGCUCAAAGUCCAUGGAUCUAUUGUUCGGGCUAUCAAUCGCAAUACGAGCUGUGCCUUCAUCCAUUUCCCAUUCACAUGGAGCCUCGCGAGCGCGAAGAUCCCGUCUACCGGUCAGACCUCCGCUUCCUGGGAGGGAGAUAUGGCCCUCUCUGUGACCUUCUUUCCUGGAAGUCUCACAACAAAUGCAGUUUGGUAUGGGUGUGAUUUGUCCAAGCGCAAGCUCUACGGAGAGUUGAUUACCGAUUCUGAGCUCAUCUACGGUCAACUGGAGAACUUCGACGGAGACGUCUUCCACCCAAUGGUUCUCCCGGUAGUAUUUGCUGGCUUCGAGAGGGAGAGGCACAUCGGCACAGUGAGGAAGUGUCUGACGCAGUUUGUCCAGCGAAUUCACGAUCUUGCCCACCAGGACCUCCGAUCAAUGAACGAGAAAGAAAGUUCCGUGAGCUCCGGAAACGAGAAAGUCGAUGUCAUCGCACCGCUGAUGAAAGUAGGGUGUUUGACAUCGUACUUUCGACUGGUAUCAAGACUCAUUCACUCAAAGGCUGCUAAGCCUGUUUCACAACCAAAGAUAAACUCGCACCAAUCGCAAGAAGAACAAGAGCCUGCCGUACUUUUGUGGCAGAACAUCAGUUUCCUAAGAAUCGGGCUACAGAACUGGCAGACCCAGCUCCGCAAGAUGAUCGAUCAUAUUGAUGAGCUUCGCGAUUCUGAUUUUGGCCUUCCCGUUGCAGCCAAAGUCCCGAGCAGCCAGACUAGACUGCGCAAACUCCAAGAGGUGGGAGAUAGACUGAAUACAAGGCUUCAGGACCUUGUUGAUGAGUACGAUGAGUACAUAAGACAAUGCACUCACAUCAUGGAUGGCCUCACCUUGGCAACACAGCUGGAACUGAACAGUAUCGGCCGCAAAGACGCAAGAAUAAACCUGGAGAUAUCCCGAGUGAAUCUUGAGGUUGCCCAAAUGACACGUCUCGAUGGUAGUCUCAUGAAGUCCAUCGCCAUGCUGGGCAUGGUCUUUCUUCCUGCUACCUUUGUCUCGACUUUCUUCUCUAUGGGCUUUUUUCAGUGGACAAAGGAAGACGGGGAGGGGAACGAUAUGUUAUCGCCGUACUUCUGGGUUUAUGUCGUUGUUGCUGUUGGGUUGACUAUUUUCACCAUGCUUGUCUUUUAUGCAUGCGCUCUGAGAGGAUCUUCAUCUACUGCUGAGAUCGAUCGGGAGCUUGCUUAA